Messenger RNA from Heterobilharzia americana, 567 nucleotides. Lineage: Eukaryota; Metazoa; Platyhelminthes; Trematoda; Strigeidida; Schistosomatidae. The record is from the annotation of a GenBank genome assembly.
UUUUACUCUUAUAAAAUUGGUAGUCGGUCAGGCUAUAUAGACCCUGUGAAAUGAAGCUUUUGAGUGUGUAUAUCAUCGCUUUGCUUUCUGUAUGUCCACCUACCAUGAUGAGUAUAAAUAAUAAAGUAUGUGAUACAGAAUUGGCGUUAUCCAUGAAACAUUGUUUCCGAACAUGCUUACGAUAUAGUAAAAGACUUAGUGCAGAUAAUGACUUGAAGGCCAUGAGGCUACUGUGCAUGGCAGAUCAAACUUCCAAGCUUGCUGCAAAGCAAUGUCUUCUUAAAGAAUUUUCAAAAACAAAAUUUGAUAAAUGUCCUGUUAUCAAAACAUAUAUCAAUUCAGUUGAUCGGCUUUUUAAAUAGCAUUAAUGAUACGCAACCUACCAGCGUUAACUAAAAAAUUAUUUCAACAUCAUCAAAAACAAAUUGUCUGUAUAAUACCGUAGGAGUUUUUAACAUAUUUGAACAAUAUAUGAAAUACGGAUUUUCAAAAUGAGAAUAUGAUUAUUUCUCACCAUUUCAGUUAAACAAACCAAUAAAACCUUAUAAUAAAUCUGUCUUGUUUCAA